Drosophila sulfurigaster albostrigata is the source of this 3520-nucleotide messenger RNA. RefSeq names its product octopamine receptor Oamb (gene Oamb). NCBI's taxonomy places the organism in Eukaryota, Metazoa, Arthropoda, Insecta, Diptera, Drosophilidae. Gene Ontology annotation, cellular component: membrane. Gene Ontology annotation, molecular function: G protein-coupled amine receptor activity. Bases 931 to 2850 code for a protein of 639 amino acids. The record is from RefSeq and is a predicted model, not a curated record. Gene Ontology annotation, biological process: adenylate cyclase-activating adrenergic receptor signaling pathway. The transcript has 6 exons.
UUAACUAUAAAAUAUGAACGUGCGUGACAACAAACAGAGCGAAAGAGACAGCAGCAGAAGUAUAAAAAACAAACACAAAAAUUGUUAAACAAAACUGUCAAGCCGGUUACCGCCAGUAAAGUGCAUCAGCUUCGGCAACAGCAACAGCAGCCACAACAACAACAACUAGCAACAGCAAGUGCAACAACAACAACAACAACGGCUUGAAAACUUGACCGAAUUUUCAAUCAAUUUGGCGUCUCUAAUCUCGCCCAGAAUCGCCUUCGACUUCACGAUCGCGAUCGCAAUGAUUUAUUCAGUUUAUUUGUGAAAUACUAGAGCCAAGUUUAUACUGACACGUUUUGCGUCGUGCCAAAAAAAAAAGCAAAAAGAAAAUCAAAAAUAAGAGAAAAGAAGAGAUUUCCCCAGCUAUCAGCUAGCUUGUCGUGUAAACAAUCGUGUAAACAUUUUGCCUGAUGAGCAAGCUGCUGCUGUGAGUGCUAAGGAUUUCCAGUGCAAGUGCAGUUCAAAGUGAAUCGUGCCCCACAUUGUUGCUGUUGUUGUUCUAUAUGCUUAAGCAAACAACUGAGGCAACAGCAGCAACAGCAACAAGCAGCAGCUCACUUGCAUAGAAAGAGAGAGAGAGACACAAACACACACAGCAAAGUAGAGCGGCACACGGAUCUCUGUGUUCUGAAUGGAGACGACGUGCGGGCGCCGGGGGCCACGUGAUGAAGACGGAGCUACAGCUAUUGGGGCAUUAAAAUUGGCGAGUGUUUGCCAAUAUCAAGCACAAGAAGAAGAACAACAACACCAACAACAACAAGAACAACAACAUGGCCAUAGGGCAACAGCAACGAACUAAAUGUAAUUCAUGGUUACAACAAACCAACAACAAACUGCUGCUACUGGUGGUGAACACAAAGAUACACCCAUCACAAAAGUACCGCCAUGAAUGAGACAGAGUGUGAGGAUCUCAUUAAAUCUGUGAAAUGGACGGAACCGGCGAAUCUGAUCUCUUUGGCCAUACUCGAGUUUAUCAACGUACUGGUCAUUGGUGGCAAUUGUCUUGUCAUUGCCGCCGUCUUCUGUUCAAACAAAUUACGUAGUGUUACCAAUUUUUUCAUCGUUAACUUAGCCGUAGCCGAUUUACUCGUUGGCCUCGCGGUGCUACCAUUCUCGGCCACCUGGGAGGUGUUCAAGGUUUGGAUAUUUGGCGAUGUCUGGUGCCGCAUUUGGUUGGCUGUGGAUGUCUGGAUGUGCACGGCUUCGAUAUUGAAUCUAUGUGCCAUAUCGUUGGAUCGCUACGUUGCAGUCACGCGACCCGUCACCUAUCCAAGCAUUAUGUCAACGAAGAAGGCCAAGUCUUUAAUCGCCGGCAUUUGGGUACUCUCAUUUGUUAUAUGCUUUCCACCUUUGGUGGGCUGGAAGGAUCAAAAGGCCAUGGUACAACCGACCUACACACGGGGAAAUUAUACGCUUUACUAUGCCACCACAAUGUCAAGCACACAGGAUGAGCAACUAGAUAUAGAUAGCAAUAUUAUUAAGCAUAAAGAGGCCGCAGCCUCUUUGAUAACUGCGAAGGGCAAUGGCAAUGCCUACGAUCCAUAUGAUCGCAACUUUGCGCCAAUCGAUGGCUCAGCUGAGAUUCAUAUAUCAACCAUUACAACAACAACAUCAACUACGAGUACAACAACAACUUCACCUGCUACUGAAAUGGAUUAUGAUCUUAUAAAUGCGCCACCAGUGCAGAAUGUGCCACAACCGGCAACAAGUUGCCCCUGGAAAUGUGAGCUAACCAAUGAUCGAGGCUACGUACUCUAUUCGGCUCUCGGUUCCUUCUAUAUACCGAUGUUUGUGAUGCUCUUUUUCUACUGGCGCAUCUAUCGAGCCGCUGUGCGUACGACGAGAGCGAUUAAUCAAGGCUUCAAGACGACCAAGGGCAGUCCACGCGAGUCGGGGGGCAAUAAUCGUGACGAGGACUCGCAACUAAUCCUGCGCAUUCAUCGCGGUCGUCCUUGCGGCACACCACAGCGCACUCCACUCUCAGCCCACUCCAUGUCCUCGACUUUGAGCGUGAACAGCAACGGAGCAGCUGGCACCGCACUCAACAACGAGGAUCAACAGACUGCCUCACAGCUGAGCACGCCGAAGCGUGCCACCUCGAUGCGUGUGAAUCGACAGCGUCACGAGAAGGUGGCCAUCAAAGUGUCGUUUCCCUCCUCCGAGAAUAUGUUGGAAUCGCCACGCCUAGGAGGAUCUCAGGCUCCUCCACCUUCGCCUCAUUAUGCCGUAGUGAGCGCAAAAGGCGGCGCUAAUGCGUUGUCGAAUGGACGUCGCGCCUCCUUCAAGAGCAGCCUCUUCGACAUAGGCGAAACCACUUUCAAUCUGGAUGCCGGCAAUCGAGCCACGGAUCUGGAGCGCGGCAACUCGGCCUCAACAGCAGCGGCCAAGAAACGUGCGGGGAAACGCAGCGCCAAAAUCCAGGUGAAACGCUUUCGCAUGGAAACGAAAGCAGCCAAGACAUUGGCCAUCAUUGUGGGCGGUUUCAUAGUGUGUUGGCUGCCAUUUUUCACCAUGUAUUUGAUACGCGCAUUCUGCGACCAUUGCAUUCAACCGACGGUAUUCUCAGUGCUCUUCUGGCUGGGAUACUGCAACUCGGCUAUCAAUCCGAUGAUCUAUGCGCUGUUCUCGCAUGAGUUUCGCAUUGCAUUCAAGCGCAUCGUGUGCCGUUGUGUUUGCACUCGCAGCGGUUUCCGGGCAUCGGAGAAUUUCCAGAUGAUUGCAGCGCGUGCAUUGAUGGCACCGGCAACAUUCCAUAAAACGAUUUCGGGUUGUUCCGAUGAUGGCGAUGGUGUUGAUUUCAGCUGACUAAUCGGCAGCUAUGAGACGUCGAGUCCGUUGCAGCGUACCGCAUCGUUGCCACAGGAAGCGACCACCAUCGAUAUCGAUUCCAGCGGCAGCACGAAACGUAUACGACGUGGUGGCUUCUGCAAGGGCCGUGUGCUCUAAGAGAGACAGAGAAUACAGAGCAGUAACAACUACAUCUACUUACAUCUGACAUGAGCCAAUUUAUUUCGCUUUUGUACUUUUGUAACCGCCGCCAGCAGCCCAUUGACAUUGACAUUGACAGUAUUCGCAUUCGAACGACAUUGUAACUUAAUGGCAAUAAUUUUCGUGUAUUUACCUAGGCCUAAGGCAUAUUAAGUAUAAGUUAAAAUGGGGACUUACACUCACGUUGAACAAACACACUGUGAGAUAAGUACAUACUUACUUAGCAUUAACUUAAAUCUAACUUAUAUUAUAUGUAUGUAUGUAUGUCUGUAUACUAAGUACCUAUUUUAAGCAGAUCUAUUGUUCCCUUUUGUUGUCAGCUAAAUGUGUGCAUCAGUUCAGUUAUUACUAUAUACUAUACGCGAUAUACUAUAUAUAUUUAUGUAUUAUAUACUUGUAUUUAAUGAAUAUAUUUAUGUGUAAAUCAGCCGAUAAUAUUGGUUAAGUCAAAUAGCAUUUUCAAUAAAAAUUAAAUGCAGAAAACCAA